AUGCACUUUGCAUUUCAGAUUUUUCUGUUCACCUUGUUGACCAACUUUGGUUCACUGACUUGUGCGAUUGUUACGACUACACGAAAAUUCUUUACUGUCCUCGCCUCCAUAAUAAUCUUUGGCCACAUAAUGACGCAGCAACAAUGGCUAGGAACGAUACUUGUCUUCAGUGGUAUAAUUUUGGAUCAGUACUACAGCAAAUCGAAGGUGGUCGACAAGGAAAAAGCGCCGGAUGGUUCUGUAAAACAGAAACCUGUAUUGACUUCCGUGCAAAAAGAAAACAAAAGAAAAUGA
Messenger RNA from Echinostoma caproni, 294 nucleotides. Lineage: Eukaryota; Metazoa; Platyhelminthes; Trematoda; Plagiorchiida; Echinostomatidae. The record is from the annotation of a GenBank genome assembly.